AGAAAUAAAUUGCUUAAUUAAAUGUAGGUUUCUCAGCUGAAGUUGUUGUUGGCGUGAUGUUCGGUGGACUGGUGCUUGGAUCUAUCAUUACUUCAUCUGUCUUUAUUUAUCUUUGGCAGAGAGCAAGGAAAGAACAGGAGAAAAAGAAAAAUGUCUUCGAGAAUUGCAACCAAAACCCAGCGUUCGAGAACGGGGAUUAUGAUCAAAUGAAUACAAGAAACAAGGCAACAAAACCUGCAAAGAUAUCACAGGUUAAUCCUAUUCCAAGAGAAAAUAUUUCUACAUCCCACUCCAUGGAAGACGGUGUCUAUAACCAUUUAAAUGAAUCAGCUACAGCUACAACAAAUACAGAUGACGUUUACGACCACGCCAGACCGCAUUCCUCGACGUCAGUACAUUGUGAGGGGUACGGGACUUUGGUGUUUGAUCAUGAAGGAAAUGAUGUUUACAUGGAAGGAGAUAAAGACAAGGAGGCCGGAUGUAGUGUUGGAGCGGAAACUAAAAAUGAACACACUGCCCAUAAUUACUUUGUCCUUGAAAAAGAAACGAUCUAAUAGAUACAAUAUAUACAUGUACACUGUAAACCAAUUAGAUUUGACAAA
This is a messenger RNA of Saccostrea cuccullata (small rock oyster), 602 nucleotides long. RefSeq lists its product as uncharacterized. The transcript is spliced from 3 exons. The record is from RefSeq and is a predicted model, not a curated record. The coding region runs from base 57 to 554 and encodes 165 amino acids. NCBI's taxonomy places the organism in Eukaryota, Metazoa, Mollusca, Bivalvia, Ostreida, Ostreidae.